Molecule: messenger RNA, 7447 nt
Organism: Stegostoma tigrinum
Lineage: Eukaryota; Metazoa; Chordata; Chondrichthyes; Orectolobiformes; Stegostomatidae
Gene: clcn5b
Product: chloride channel, voltage-sensitive 5b
Exons: 13
Coding region: 215-2692 (825 amino acids)
Biological process (GO): chloride transport; transmembrane transport
Cellular component (GO): early endosome; synaptic vesicle; Golgi apparatus
Molecular function (GO): voltage-gated chloride channel activity
Source: RefSeq, a predicted model, not a curated record
GGGGUGUUGGUGAGGAGGUCGCAGUGGAGGUUGUGAUGUGUCGGAACUUUAACGGUGUGGGUUCCAGGCCGGCCCUGUCCUGCCCUCUUGGCCUCUGGUAUGUUGCUGCUGCCGCUGCCGCUGCCGAGGACAACGCUGGUCUAAUCACGGGAUAGAGCUGGGGGAGGGGCACAGGGACCAGCGCAGGGUUCCAGCUGUCAGAUCUUGAGUAAAAAUGGCAAAAGAUCAGUUUUACCGAAGAGGUAGUUUCAAUAGCUACCAGAGCAACACAAGUGAUGAAGAUAUGGUGGAAAUUGCAGGAGCAUCUCUGGAUUUUUCUUUGGCAGAUGACGUUCCUCCUUUAGACAGGGAGCCACAAGAAGGUACAGAUCAAGAAAACCUGCAGAGGUUUCAACAAACAUGGUAUGCAAACUAUAAUGGAACAGGAAUGAAUGGUUCAAGCAAGAUAAUGGAUUUUCUAGAUGAACCAAUUCCUGGUUUGGGGACAUAUGAAGAUUUCAAUACAAUAGAUUGGGUCCGUGAGAAAUCCAGGGACAGAGACAGACACCGAGAGAUUACAAGCAAAAGUAAAGAGUCGUUGUGGGCACUCAUUAAAGGUUUGAGUGAUGCCUUCUCUGGGUGGCUGGUGAUGUUACUGGUUGGACUUAUGGCAGGUGCUAUUGCUGGUUUGAUCGAUAUGGCUUCUCACUGGAUGACAGAUCUGAAAGAAGGCGUCUGUUUAGUGGGGUUCUGGUACAACCAUGAACAUUGUUGCUGGACAUCCAGUGAAACCACUUUUGAGCAACGAGAUAAAUGCCCACAGUGGAAGUCUUGGUCGGAGCUGUUUCUCAACCAGUCAGAUGGAGCUGGUGCGUACAUAUUGAAUUACUUCAUAUAUGUUAGCUGGGCUAUAGCAUUCGCUUUCCUGGCUGUGUCUUUGGUGCGUGUAUUUGCGCCUUAUGCGUGUGGAUCUGGAAUUCCAGAGAUUAAAACCAUAUUAAGUGGCUUUAUCAUUAGGGGCUAUCUAGGAAAAUGGACUCUGAUUAUAAAGACUGUUACCCUGGUUUUGGCAGUGUCUUCAGGCCUCAGCCUGGGAAAGGAAGGUCCCCUAGUGCAUGUGGCCUGCUGCUGCGGCAAUAUUGUUUGUCAUCUGUGUACAAAAUAUAGGAAAAACGAAGCUAAAAGGAGAGAGGUACUAUCAGCAGCUGCAGCAGCAGGUGUUUCUGUUGCUUUUGGUGCCCCCAUUGGAGGAGUUUUGUUUAGCCUUGAAGAGGUCAGCUACUACUUCCCUCUGAAGACUUUAUGGAGAUCAUUUUUUGCUGCAUUGGUUGCAGCCUUCACACUCCGUUCUAUUAAUCCAUUUGGGAAUAGUCGCCUUGUACUGUUCUAUGUAGAAUUCCACAGCCCCUGGCAUUUGCUGGAAUUAAUCCCUUUCAUCCUUUUGGGAAUCUUUGGAGGACUAUGGGGAGCUUUUUUUAUUCGUGCCAACAUUACCUGGUGCAGAAGGCGCAAGACCACCAAGUUAGGGAAGUACCCAGUUCUUGAAGUCCUUGUUGUGACUGCUAUCACUGGUAUUAUAGCUUUUCCUAAUGACUACACUAAGAUGAGUACCAGUGCGCUCAUUUCAGAGCUGUUCAAUGACUGUGGACUCUUGGAUUCAUCACAACUCUGCGAUUACAUCAAUGAUGUCAACAGCACCAAAACAGUUGAUGACUUGCCAGAUCGCGCGGCAGGUAAAGGUGUCUACAUGGCAAUUUGGCAAUUGGCUCUAGCACUGGUGUUUAAAAUUUUCAUCACAAUAUUCACAUUUGGUAUGAAGGUUCCCUCAGGACUCUUCAUACCAAGCAUGGCGGUGGGUGCAAUAGCUGGAAGACUUCUAGGAAUAGGAAUGGAACAGCUGGCUUAUUAUCACCAUGACUGGAUCAUCUUUAAAGGUUGGUGCAGUCCUGGAGCUGACUGCAUCACUCCUGGGUUAUAUGCCAUGGUCGGUGCUGCUGCAUGCCUAGGAGGUGUGACCAGGAUGACUGUAUCAUUAGUGGUUAUAAUGUUUGAACUAACAGGCGGACUGGAGUAUAUUGUACCACUAAUGGCUGCUGUAAUGACUAGUAAAUGGGUGUCUGAUGCAAUUGGACGUGAGGGCAUCUAUGAUGCACACAUUCGGUUGAAUGGCUACCCAUUCCUGGAAGCAAAGGAGGAAUUUACACACAGAACUUUAGCAAUGGAUGUAAUGAGACCUCGACGAAAUGACCCUCCUCUGACCAGCCUUACUCAGGAUGGGAUGAAGGUAGAAGAUGUGGAGACAAUCAUUAAUGAAACAACAUACAGUGGAUUCCCUGUGAUAGUGUCAAAAGAAUCCCAGCGACUUGUAGGUUUUGUCCUCAGAAGAGACCUAGUAAUCUCAAUUGAAAAUGGAAGGAAGCGGCAAGAUGGGAUUGUCAGCACUUCCAGUAUUUAUUUUACUGAACAUGCUCCUAUGCAGCCUCCAAAUAGCCCAGCUGCACUCAAAUUGCGCUCUGUCCUAGAUUUGAGUCCCUUCACAGUGACUGAUCACACUCCCAUGGAAAUAGUGGUUGACAUAUUCCGAAAACUAGGCUUAAGACAGUGUCUUGUUACUCACAAUGGGCGGCUUCUUGGUAUUAUCACCAAAAAGGAUAUAUUGAAACAUAUUGCUCAGAUGGCCAACCAAGACCCUGACUCCAUUAUGUUUAACUAAAAUAAAAUUUUAUUCAUGUCAAUGGAGAUUGCAAAGAGGACAGUUUUAUUUCUGGUAAUUUGCUCUGACUAAUGUCAUUUCUGCACCUUAAGUUCCUCCUGAAGAUCAAGAAUGGUGUACCUCCUGUUCAACGAGUGUCUGACUUCCAAUUGCACUACACAAUCUACAAAAUCUUUUUUCCUACAUUUUUGGAUAAGCACUGUGGAACCAUAAAUCGACUGAAUGAAGAACUGAGUGUACUUCCAUCCACAAUUUGCAUUAAAUUCAUUGCAACAGGGGUGUCAUUGAUUAUUGGUGCAUUAAUUGUUUUGAAUUUAUAAACAAGUAACCUACAUAAUUUAUUUCAUCUUUCGAUUUAUUUGAAAUUAGAUUUUCCAACACUAUCUGAUAAUGCAAUCAAGUAUGAAUUCAGCCAUUUUGGCACAUCCUCCUGUGAAUGAAUUAUUAAUGUAAGUAAUAAUAUUGAUCUAAGAUUUAUCAGUUUUUUUCUCUGAGGAAUUAUAAUUGUGUAAGUACUUUUAAAAUUGUAAUUACUUGAAGUAUUUGCGUACAAUCCACCAGUUGAAGAAGGUCAGCACACCAGUUAUGUGAGGUCCUUUGACAGAAAACUUUGUUUAACUUGAUGUUUACAGGAUUACCAAAUAAAAUGAUCAAAUUCUGUCCAACUUAGUUUAGUUAAAUGUAAUGUGCAGGGCAUUUUGUAAAUAUGAGAGAAUUCAGCUACUUUUUCAGCAAAUAAACAGUUCAGUGAACAAAUGCAGUUGUUUUAAGGGACUGAUUUUUUUUAUUUUAAAGUAACUCCAGUCACUCAUUGCCUCCACGUGCCAUCUUUGGAAAUCAGUGGAUCAAGCUAUUGUUGUGGCUUGUGACACCCCUUUUUAAAAAGGGAGUAAGGCAAAAGUCGUAAAAUUACAGGCCAAUUAGCCUAACCUCGGUCGUGGGUAAGAUUUUAGAGUCCGUUGUAAAGGAUACGAUUUCUGAAUAUUUGGAAGUAUAUGGUAAAGUAGGGCAAAGUCAGCAUGGUUUCAUCAAGGGGAGGUCAUGCCUGACAAAUCUGCUAGAAUUGUUUGAGGAAGUAACGAGCUGGGUUGACCAAGGAGAGCCACUGGGUGUUAUCUACCUGAACUUCAAGAAGGCCUUUGAUAAGGUGCCACACAGGAGGCUGCUGAGUAAGAUAAGGGCCCAUGGUGUUAGAGACAAGGUGCUAGCAUGGAUAGAAGAUUGGCUGCCUGGCAGAAAGCAGACAGUGGGGAUAAAGGUGUCUUUCUCAAGAUGGCAACCGGUGACACGUGGUGUUCCGCAAGGGUCAUUGUUGGGACCACAACUUUUUGCUUUAUACAUUAUUGAUCUAGAAGAAGGCUCAGAGGGCAGUCUGGCUAAGUUUGCAGAUGAUACAAAGAUAGGUGGAGAGACAGGUAAUAUUGAGGAGGUGGGGAGGCUGCAGAAGGAUUUGGACAGGUUAAGAGAGUGGGCAAAGAAGUGGCAGAUGGAGUACAACGUGUAAAAGUAUGAGGUCAUGCACUUUGGUAAGAAGAAUAAAAGAAUGGACUAUUUUCUAAAUGGGGAGAAAGUUCAGAAGUCUGAAUUGCACAGAGACUUGGGAGUUCUAGUCCAGGAUUCUCUCGAGGUAAACUUGCAGGUUGAGUCAGGAGUCAGGAAGGCCAAUGCAAUAUUGGUAAUUGUUUUGAGAGGAGUUGAAUUUAAAAACAGGGAUGUACUACUGGGGCUUUAUAAAGCUCUGGCCAAGCCACAUUUGGAGUAUUAGGAGCAGUUUUGGGCCCCAUAUCUCUGGAAGGAUAUACUGGCCCUGGAACAGGUUCAGAGGAGGUUCACAAGAAGAAUGGGCCUAGGAAUGGAAAGCUUAACAUAUGAGGAAAGUUUGAGGACAUUGGGACUACACUCAUUUAAGUGUAGAAGGAUGAGGGGAGGGGGAUCUAAUUGAAACUUACAGAAUACUGAAUGGCUUGGGCAGAGUGGAUGUUGAGAAGAUGUUUCAAUUUCUAGAAGAGACUAGGACCCGAGGCCUUAGAGUAAAGAGAAGACCUUUCAGAAUAGAGAUAAGGAGAAGCUUUUUCAGCCAGAGAGUGGUGAAUCUAUGAAAUUCACUGCCACAAUAGGCUUAAACACUAGAAGUCACAUUCUCUGUAUAGCUAAAGCAUGUAAUGCAGUCUAGCUUAACAACAGGAUUUCUGGAAAUCCAUGCUGGCAUCAAAUCUUCCAUUUCACCAGCACAUACCAUCAGUAAUUAAGAGGUUAAGAGUACAUUCUCAUUGCUCAUGGUUCUUACCAUACUUUUCAUGACUGAGCCAAUUGACAUCUAAGAAUGGAUCUGCUGUCAGCUUUCCCUUUCCUCCACAAUGUGGCUGAGAUGGAUCUGAGUGAAUUUGAGGGACUUGUGUGCAGUCUGUCAUUAUUCUGAUGUGAUGCAGAGCUUUGAUAGGUACUCCUGUAUGAAUCCAAACAGUGCCAUUUAUUUUCGCAUCGUAUCAGAAUUUACAUUCCACUAAUAUUUUUGUGAAUCAGGUGGAAAGAAAUCAUUUUUUCCAAAUGGUUGCUUAAAUCUCAAAUUGUGUUGUACAAAGAAUUAAGACUUUUGUUUAGAUUUAUUUCAGUUAUGUGUAUUUGGCAGAUUUCUUCCCGUUUUUGUUUAUUUAUAACUCAAUAAUGCAGAACAAAUCUGGAAGAAUAAAAAGCACACCACUUAAUCAUCACUCUAAUUCUUCCUUCAGCAUUGUGGGCAGACUGAUAUAUAACGCUGAGUUAACAGGAAACCUGUUAAAACCAAUCAUUAGUAUCAUGUCUCUUACUCAUCUCCUUCUACAGGAUGCUCUUUCUCCCUCUUCUCAGUGAAGAAAAUUCACUUCGCAAUCUUCUGGCUAAGUGUCCCUCUUCGGUUACUGGACUCUAAUUACAUAUUUUAUUCUCUACAGAAAGUUUUGCUGCCCAAAUGUGUCAAGAAAUAUUUAAAAAAACCCAUAGAAAUUUGUAUAACAGGAUAAGGCAGAACCCAGAUCUAGGUACACAAAUAAGUUGACAUGUCCACAAAUAUUCAGUUCCUCCACCACCAAUGUGCAGUAUCAGCAGCAUGUUCCAUCUACAAGAUGCACUGCAGAAAUUCUUCAAGACAGCACCUUCCAAAUCCAUGAUCACUUCCAUCUGGAAGGUCAAGGAUAGAAGAUGCAUGAGACAUCACCACUUGCAAGUUCUCUUCCAAGCCAUUCACCGUCCAGACUUUACCGUUCCUAAAGUAUCGCUGGGUAAAAUCCAGGAAUUCCCUCCCUAACAGCAUUGUGGGUCUACACCCAAUGCCUGGACUUCAGAUGUUCAAGAAUUUAACUCACCACCAACUUCUCAAAGACAACUAGGGAUGGCAAUAACUGCUUGCAAAGCUAAUAAUGCAUCCAUCCCGUGAAUGAACAAACUAUAACAACAUGCCAGAUUGUGGAAAAAUGGGAACCUGCUAACAAGCUGACAUUUCUAAUGCUCAUACCCAUUUUUUUGAGGAACCAUUUCAUUGGAUGUUAGUAGACUAUGUUGGGACCUUUAUCAAUAAUAAGCAGGACAUCAGUAUUUCCUAACUGCUAUAGAUAUAGCCAUUCAGUUCUCAGAGGUCAUCCCCUUGUGAACAAUUAGUACUAAAGAGAGUUAACCCAAUUCUUUCCUCAAAAUGGGUUAAUGGAGAUGCAGUCAGGCCAUGUUCAAUUUUAUGUCUAACAUUUACCAGGAAGGUAUGGGCAACCUGCAUGUAAUAGAAUUAAAAUCUUUAAUACAGACUCAAGAAACUUUAGAAAGGUAAAAAUAAACCCUUGAAAACCCUCAAAAUGACAAUGAGACAUAAAAUUAUGAAUAUCCCCAGCUUGGAAGAAAGGGCUGGAAUUUCUUUGUUUAGCACUCUCAAGUCAUCUCAGGUUUGCUGCAGUGUUCCAGAAAAGCUCAAUGCAAGCUGGAAGAGCAACACUCAUUUUCCACUUGGGGACUCUGCAGCCCUCCAGACUGAAUGUCGAGUUCAAUAAUUUUAGGGCCUUAACCUUCCCAUGUCCUUGUCCCCUACUCCACACACCAGGCCUCGUGUUAUCACACAGCCUGCUAUUACACACUACCUGUUGUUAAUCACUAACAGUCGCCACUAGCAGCUAUUUCACCCUCCCAGCUAAAUCAUUCUCAACUCCUUUGUCUAUCCAACUGCUCUUUUCUGUCUCUUUGGGCUCUAUCCUAUUGUUUACUUCCUACCCGAUCCUCCUCCCUAUUUUCUGCAUAUAAACCAAUGUUUUCCCAGCAACCAUCAGUUCUGAGGAAGGGUCACUGAAUGCGAAACAUUAACUCUGAUAUUUUCUUCACAUGUGCUGUCAAACCUGCUGAGCUUUUCCAUCAACUUCUGUUUCUAUUCCCGAUUUACAGCAUCCACAGUUCUUUCGAUUUUUAUUUGGUUCUGAAGAAAAAUCACUGUGCUCGAAACAUUAAGCUGUUUACUCUUCACAGAUGCUGCAAGACUUCAACUUUCCCCAAAAAUUUCCAUUUUUGUCUUUUUUUUAAAAUUCCCAGAAUCUGCAGUUCUUUGUUUUAUCUCAAAAUUAACUGCAUAGGCUGUGUGUUAUGUCACGUGUGGUAAUGAGAAUAUGAAUGAGUGAGUACAUACGUAUUUAUACAUUGUUAUAUUUUUUUUCCCUAUGUUUUGGCAUUGUGUUUCUCUAAGUGUGGAGUGUUACAAAGACUUCUUUGUAAUAUUUAAUAUUUAUUUGAGGACUAUCAAGUCUG